GGCAGCGUGGAAGGUGUUAAGAUUCUCUUUGUGGCCAGAUGGGUUUGUAUGGACAAGCUUGUCCAUCUGUAACUUCAUUAAGGAUGACAUCUGAACUGGAGAGCAGCCUAACAUCUAUGGACUGGUUACCACAGCUCACCAUGAGAGCAGCCAUCCAAAAAUCUGAUGCUACACAAAAUGCACAUGGAACGGCAAUUUCUAAGAAGAACGCACUCCUUGACCCAAACACAACGCUGGACCAGGAAGAAGUCCAACAGCACAAAGAUGGAAAACCUCCGUACAGUUACGCCAGCCUCAUCACGUUUGCAAUUAAUAGCUCACCCAAAAAGAAAAUGACUUUAAGUGAGAUUUACCAGUGGAUUUGUGAUAACUUCCCAUAUUAUAGAGAGGCUGGCAGUGGUUGGAAGAAUUCCAUACGACAUAAUUUGUCACUGAACAAAUGUUUCCUUAAAGUGCCUCGAUCCAAGGAUGAUCCCGGAAAGGGUUCUUACUGGGCAAUAGACACCAAUCCGAAGGAAGAUACACUGCCUACUCGGUCAAAGAAGAGGGCACGAUCUGUUGAACGGGCCUCAACUCCAUAUAGCAUAGAUUCAGAUUCUUUGGGAAUGGAGUGUAUUAUUUCGGGAAGUGCCUCUCCAACCCUGGCAAUCAACACUGUGACUAACAAAGUAACAUUGUACAACACUGAUCAGGAUGGUAGUGAUAGCCCUAGAAGCAGCCUUAACAACAGUCUAUCAGACCAGAGUUUGGCGUCUGUUAAUUUGAACAGUGUUGGAAGUGUCCAUAGUUACACACCGGUAACUAACCAUCCAGAACCAGUCUCUCAAUCAUUAACGCCUCAGCAGCAGCCACAGUACAACCUUCCAGAACGAGAUAAACAACUACUUUUCACAGAAUACAAUUUUGAAGAUCUCAGUGCCUCAUUUCGGAGUCUUUAUAAGUCAGUUUUUGAGCAGUCACUCAGUCAACAAGGUUUGAUGAGCAUCCCUUCUGAAUCUUCCCAGCAGUCCCACACUUCAUGUUCCUAUCAGCACUCUCCUAGCAGUACAGUGAGCUCUCACCCACACAGUAACCAAAGCAGCCUGCCCAACAGUCACAGUGGCCUCAAUGCCACAGGCAGUAAUUCGGUUGCACAGGUCUCGCUGUCCCACCCCCAAAUGCACACACAGCCCUCUCCACACACACCCCAUCGACCACAUGGUUUACCACAGCAUCCACAGCGCCCCCAGCACCCAGCGUCACACCCACAGCAACACAGCCAGCUCCAGCCACCUCACACCCAGCACCCCUCUCCCCAUCAGCACAUACAGCAUCAUCCAAACCAUCAGCAUCAGACGUUAGCACAUCAGCCACCCCCACCCCCACAGCAGGUAUCCUGUAAUUCUGGUGUUUCAAGCGAUUGGUAUGCAACACUCGAUAUGCUGAAGGAAAGCUGUCGAAUUGCCAGCAGUGUUAACUGGUCAGAUGUAGACCUUUCACAAUUCCAAGGUCUGAUGGAGAGUAUGAGGCAGGCGGAUCUCAAGAACUGGUCAUUAGAUCAGGUUCAGUUCGCUGAUCUCUGUUCCUCUCUGAAUCAGUUCUUCACACAGACUGGCCUUAUCCACUCACAGAGCAAUGUUCAGCAGAACGUCUGUCAUGGUGCCAUGCACCCAGCAAAGCCUUCCCAACACAUUGGGGCAGGAAAUUUGUACAUAGAUUCCAGGCAAAAUCUCCCUCCCUCAGUGAUGCCACCCCCUGGUUAUCCUCAUAUCCCACAGGCGCUCAGCACUCCAGGAACUACGAUGGCAGGCCAUCACGGAGCCAUGAACCAGCAGCACAUGAUGCCUUCCCAAGCCUUCCAGAUGCGGCGCUCUUUGCCUCCAGAUGAUAUACAGGAUGACUUUGAUUGGGAUUCAAUAGUGUAGGCUUCUUUCUGCAAGACAGCAGACUCCAGCAUCCUUUCUGUUUAGUGAAAGGAAGGAUUAAAGUCCAGUUGAGAGAACAAAGCGAUGUUACCAGUGCUAUCUAAAUUCAUUUUGAAGACAAUCAGAGAUUCUAGCUGGGUAACUUAACUGCUUUUAUCUGACCCAAGCAAGAACUACAUGUUUGUCUCCCACCAGUGCCCUCUGUAGCUCCUAAUUGUUGUGAUUUAGACAGCUUUUUGCAUAUUUGUGUCAGUUUGAUGUUAACCACAAGUGCCAGACUGAUUUUUCAGACAGAGCCUAUUUUGCUGCAAGCAGUUUAUAGAUACAUAUGUGUAAAUAUAUGUACAAACAUUACUGAAAGGCUUCAAGUUUUUUCUAAUUGGACUAUUGUGUCUUGACAAGAAAGUUACUGCCAGUUUUUAUUCCUUGUUAGGCCAUUUUCUGCAGGAUGCUUUCAGACAGUGUAGGGCGCUAAAAGGAAACUGGUCUUUCUAAAGCCCAGUUUUCUUUGUUUAAUCUUCAGAAAUAGGAGUAAUCAUGAAUUCCAGUGAGUAAGUCAAGGGAGUUGUAGAGUGUGUUGUACCUUGUCAGCUUUGAAAGCUCUGGAAUGUGUGGACUAAUUGAAGCUGGAUAUUGCUUGGCUCUUCAAACAAAUCACUGUCUCCAUAUUCAUUUAAGUAUUUAUUAUUCAAAAGUUAUUUUAAUAUUUAUUGCUACUUUCUGUGAAUGCAGUUCUUUUGGGUUCACUAAGGAGAAAUUUGUCUGAAAGCAUGGUUAUUUUUUUUUCCUCUGGAUAAAAGUUUACAGACAAAGACAAUCAGAAAUAUUUGUCAUUCUCUUUAUCACUCCUUUUACCAGGUGAGUAUGGUUCCUUCUUACUUAGCCUUCCUGCUGAUGGAGACUUAAUAGCUAUCUAGGCAUUUCCUGGAAUUUGAACCAGAGUCUGUUUAGGCAGCAGGGCACGGAGGCAGGGUUUAUUCAGCAGUGUCCUCUCUGUUUUAGGUAGUGCUGGAAGGGGCUAUAACUCCAGAGUCUACUUCAGUCUUGAGUGCUGUGACUUUGUGACUUGCUGUUGGCUCUGUGUAUGCCCGACAAAGGAACAUCUUGGAGCUUUUAUCAGUUGGUUUGUCUCAUGUCAUCACAGUUUGCAUGGGUUGAUUGUGUUGAUUUUAUAAUGAAAGUAGGAGAAAGGAGAUUCUCCUCCUUGCAGUGAAUAGAUUUCUAAUUGGUUCUUUAUGGGUGGAAGGGGAGGAAGAAUCUGUUUUAAUGAGGAAAUAGAUUCUGUCAAAUCAAGGAGAAAUAGCUGCUCACCAGUUGCUUGUUAGUGUCUGGGCUUAGCAGUGCUAAAUCAUGUUAACUAAGCCUCAGCAAGUCUGUGGUGGAGUGAGUGAGUGAGUGAGUGUGUGUGUGUGUGUGUGUGUGUGUGUGCGCGCGCGCGCGCGCGCGCGCGCGCGCACAUAUUAAUGGAGUGUUGCCUUGAACGAAUCACUGGGAAGAAAGGGGAGCUUUGUGCAUCUCUAUUUUUGUGUCCCACUUGGCAUGAAAAGGAAGCUCAGAUAAGUGAAAAUCAGAGGAUUCUCAAAUAGUAGCCAACAGGCCUCUCUCAGAAGGACCAGGUGAAAUGAGAUGGCUGUCUGCAGAGGAAAGCAUGGGAACAUUGGGUUCCCAGUAGUUUACUCAAGUCUCUGUUUUCUGGACAUCAAACAGCUGCUCCAUGACUAGGAUUGCUACUAGCAUUGUGCACUUUAAAUAUUUGGGUGUUGGAGUACUGCAGUCUCUGAAACAGAAUGGCUUGAGUAGGACCACUGAUCAUGAUUUUACAAAUUAUGUGAAGCUAAUUUCCCAUUUGGCUAUUAUUACUGAUUUGCAGUGAUUGACAUAUUUAUUAAUAUUUAAACUGACCAAGAAUGGCACUUGAGUCCAGACUCAUCACUCUUCUGUGGUCCUUGUUCCCCAGGGUUCAGAGCAGGCCCAGUGGGCUGUGGCCAGGCAGUGCCACCUGAUGGGUGCAGAGUCCCUCUAGUGGCCAUUUCUGUUGGUAAUUGAUGAUGCAGAGCAAGUUCUCUUGGGUUUAAAUUGACCAGAGAUUUUGGGGUAAAGACUAAUAAACAUACAUAAACAGAUGGGGUGCUCUGUCCAGGAGAAGAGUCCGACUGGCAUUUGUGGCAGUGUUUGAAAUGUAAAUGUAUUCUUGUGUGUUCCUGUAAAUAUUUAAUACAUGUCUCUCAGAUGUCCUUUGAAGUGGGAGGGGAUCGACCUUGGGAUAAUUUCAAAUGGAAUAGAGUAUUUUGAUAUGUUCAUCGAGAGGGUGAUGUGUACAUACCUAUAUUGUAUAUAUGUGGUGACAUGCAUUGGCUUUUGUGCAGAAACAACCUGCUCUCUGUGCUGCUGUUGGACAGUCAGUGUUUUAAUGUUUCUACAGUUUUCCUAUUGCACGAUUUCAUAUUCUGCCGAUGGUGAGUGGCACCCAUUCUUUGUAACCGUUUAGUGCUGUAAAGAAAUAUUCCAAGUGUCAUUAGGAUUGUCGCUGCCAGAACUGAUAUGCAUGGAUGGCACUUAAAAUAAAUAUAUUAUGAUAACUGUA
Cricetulus griseus (Chinese hamster) is the source of this 4488-nucleotide messenger RNA. Lineage: Eukaryota; Metazoa; Chordata; Mammalia; Rodentia; Cricetidae. The record is from RefSeq and is a predicted model, not a curated record.